This is a messenger RNA of Meloidogyne enterolobii, 929 nucleotides long. The record is from the annotation of a GenBank genome assembly. NCBI's taxonomy places the organism in Eukaryota, Metazoa, Nematoda, Chromadorea, Rhabditida, Meloidogynidae.
UUCUCUCAGCUCCUUUAAUGCUUAGAAGUAUAUUUACUGAAUUGGAUAAAUUACAGUUUUCUCCGGGAUGUGUACGUCGAGUAAAGAACAGAUUUGAACAAACAAUAGGAAAUGCAUUGGAUGGAUUACAUUUUUCAGCAUUUUCAAUAACAGUUCCAAUACUAAUAGAAAGAACAAAUAAUUUUUGUAAUUUAAAUGUUGACCAAGAAGAAAAAACAAAAGAAUUUUUGGAAGAACAGCGUUUAAUCGAAAAAUUUAAAAUUCUUUGGAAUUUUCAAAGAGAAAAACUUUUGAAAGAAAAAACAGCAAAAAUGUCAAUAUUUUUAAAUCCAAAUAAUUGCCAUAAUUUAAUUAAAGGGGGGCCUUUUAAUUUUGAAGAAUGGAAAAAAGUGGAGACUUUAAUUAUUGAGGAAAUAUGUCAAGCUUGUUUGCCUUUAAAAAAUAAUAAUGAAGGAGGGAAUGGAAAUAAUUUGAAUGAAAAAUGUGGUGGUGAAAAUGAGGAGGGGGAAUUUAAACAAAGAAUUGAAAUUGAGGCAGAAGUAAAUAGUUAUGUGGAAGCAUCAUUAAAUGAAUUACGCAAAAAUAACGAAGUAGAUAAUCAACAACAACAACAACAACAACACCAAUCAUUAAGUGAAUUAUUAUUGUGGUGGAGAACAAAUAUAGAAAGAUUUCCACGUGUCGGGCAUUUAGCCAGACAAUUUUGUGCAAUCCCUUUGUGUGUCGAAAAUGGGGAAAUAAAUAUAUUUAAAGAAUUAAAUAAAAAUAAUAAUGAAUUUAAAAAUGCAAAUUAUGCAACAGAAUUAUUAAAUACAGAUUUGGCUGGAGAAAGAGAUGAUUAUUCUGCAGAUAUGUUAAUUGUUAGUCAAUUGUUGACUGUUAGAAUUGCUGUUAUUGAAAAGAAUAAUAAUGGGUGUGGAGGAAAAUAA